CGCUUGCCCCGUCCCGCCAUGUCGAGCACAAAUCAGACGCGGGUUCUCACCCCGACCUCAGAAGUCAUUACGACUCACCGAAGCUCCUUGGCUCCUCCUCCGAAGCGUGGGUUCUCUGCGAUUUCCCGCGCGUCGUAUUCCUCGAGCUCGUCAGCGUCCGACUAUCACGACAUAGUCGAAAUUCCCGAGGUGCUGAACUCGCAGGAGACAUUGGAGUUCUUUGGCUUCCAGCCCGACGCUGCCAAAAUGAUCUUUGAGUCUUGGGAGCAGCUACAGCAGACGCCGCGACAAUUGGGACACGGCGAGAACAUCCUCACAGCAGCAGAACAUUACAUUAUUCGCAUGGCAGACGUCGAAGAUGCAUGGCUUCCUACCCAUAACUAGCGACAGGCACUAAUCAAGAUGGGAGUCAACAGUAACUUGAUAGACGCUAUUCUCGAUAACAAUUUCGACAAGAUUCGCAAGUCUGCGUCUGCAUCUGCGUGGGUUAUCGACACUUUCAGGACAUCUUGGGAAUUCCUAGAAGGUCUCGAUAAGCGAGUUAGCCGUAAGAAGGACGAGAUGGAUCGCCUCGUCACUCCCUCACCCAGCAUCCUACCACGUCCUGCCAUCCGCAACCAGCCCGGCCUCUUAGAUGGCUAUAGCGAGCCUCCUAUCUUGAAGCUUACUACAAUUACUACUAUGCCGGACAUUGUUGAGGGGAGAGUCAUGUUGCACAAGGGAGGAGCCAUGACGAGAUUGGUUUCCGUAUUUAAUGAUAACGGAUCUCUCAAUCUUGCCCGACUUUUUUCCCUUGCCCCUACGGACUUCCAUCGUACCAGAGUAGAUCUUCUUUACUUUACCAAGCAUCUCGACAUCGCUGAGCAGUACGGCAACUUUACCCAGCGUCGCGUCCCAGGUGAAGAGGGUGCAGUCCUGUCUUUUGCUGUCCCAACCGAGCUCCUCGAUGAUCACAGAGAGAUACUUGGUCGAGAUUGGCAGCAGCUUUAAUGGUGGUCCAGGGGCCCUGUCCGUUCAUUGGAGGAUGUCCAACUCACAGCAUCGCUCACUCAGUACACAGACGCCCCUAUUCUCAUCGGCUUUAUCUGUGGCAUGGCGAACGACAAGGUUGCCUAGCUCAACGCCUCUUCUGAGUUGACCGGACAGUACAUGAAGACGACGAACGAGUCAAA
Lasiosphaeria miniovina is the source of this 1172-nucleotide messenger RNA. RefSeq lists its product as uncharacterized. Bases 403 to 990 code for a protein of 195 amino acids. Lineage: Eukaryota; Fungi; Ascomycota; Sordariomycetes; Sordariales; Lasiosphaeriaceae. The transcript has a single exon. The record is from RefSeq and is a predicted model, not a curated record.